Triticum aestivum (bread wheat) is the source of this 2193-nucleotide messenger RNA. Its product is annotated as disease resistance protein RGA5-like. The record is from RefSeq and is a predicted model, not a curated record. Bases 1 to 2193 code for a protein of 730 amino acids. NCBI's taxonomy places the organism in Eukaryota, Viridiplantae, Streptophyta, Magnoliopsida, Poales, Poaceae. Gene Ontology annotation, molecular function: ADP binding. The transcript is spliced from 5 exons. Gene Ontology annotation, biological process: defense response to other organism.
AUGGCUAGAGUGCUCGAGGCGGUGUGGUUUGCUCAGAGAGCUGUAAUGGCGAUGAGACAGGACUGGGCGACAUCUUUUGGGGAACUGGAGCGGGAGACGGAGCUCUGGGUGGAGGAAGAAGCCUCAUGGGCAUUGUUAUCUGAGAAAACCAUGGAGGAGAUAGGUUUCAACCUACUCAUAAUGCAGCUCGAGGACGCUGGACGAAUGCCACUGCGGGACCUGGAUGCCCAUAUUAAGAGGAUUUUCUGUGACAUUCUCUCGCAACUCCAGCUUCCGGACCCCCCACAGGAUUUUAAGGAGACUGACCUCAUUGACAAUAUCAAGACAUAUCUACGAAACAAAAGGUAUCUGAUUAUUAUUGAUGAUUUGUGGGAAACAUCAGUAUGGGAUAUAAUUAAUCAAGCUUUUCCCAAGGGUAGUCAAGGCAGCAGAAUAGUAACAACUACACAGAUCGAAGACGUUGCAAUAGCAUGUUGUUGUUAUCAGUCAGAGCAUGUCUUUGAAAUGAAACCUCUGGAUGACGAUCACUCAAAAAAGCUAUUUUUUAACAGACUCUUUGGCUCUGAAAUGCCUACUUCUGAAAGAACUAGACAAGCACUGAAUCUGAGCUACAAUAAUCUUCCUCGUUAUUUGAAGACAUGCCUGCUCUACCUUAUUAUGUAUCCAGAGGGCUACACGUUCUUAAAAGAUGAUUUGGUGAAGCAAUGGGUGGCUGAAGGUCUGAUCUAUACAGCAGAAGGGCAAGACAUUGAGAAAGUUGCUGAAAGCUAUCUCUAUCAACUUAUUGGUAGAAGCUUCAUCCAGCCGAUAUGUGUCAACUACAACAAUGAGGUGUUGUCCUGUCAAGUGCAUGGCUUGGUACAUGAUCUUAUUGCACAUAAGUCUGAAGAAGAGAAUUUCAUCGUGGCAAUAGACUAUAGCUGUCGAAAGAAUGUGUCACUUUCUCAUAAAGCCCGUCGACUCUCGCUCAUAUUUGGCGAUGCGAGAUAUGCUAAGACACAAGCAAACAUCAGAAAAUCACAAGUUCGGUCAGUUAGAUUUUCUGGAUUACUUGAGUCUAUGCCUUGUCUUACAGAGUUCAAGCUUGUGCGUGUCCUAAACCUUCAACUAUCUGGUCAAGGCUGCCGUGGUGAUGAUAUAGCAGACCUCAGUGGGAUUUCAGAAAUGUUUCAACUGAGAUAUUUGAAGAUCGCGUGUGAUGUCUGCAUCAAACUGCCAAACCAUGUGCUACAAUACCUGGCAACACUGGAUAUUACAGAUGCAAGAUUUGCACCUGUUCCAUGGGAUGUGAAUUUUCCACGGUUGCUUCACUUGCACCUGAGUCUUCCUGUUGAGAGAGAUCUGCUGGAUUGGGUAGACAGAAUAGGGACUCCCAGUUUAAUGAGCCUUGGCACGCUGAACUACCUGCAGGAGCUUCAUCUUACCAUUUCUUCACUGUCUACUUUCCAUCAUGUGGCGAAAAACAUGGAAGCUCUGGGUUCUUUACUCGGAGGUCAUGGCAACCUGAAAACUAUAGCAGUAGCUCAUGCCUCAUCGGUUAAAAAUACCGCAGCUUCAAAAACAAACAUUUUAUGGGCUUGUAUGGAACCUCCCGCCCUUCUCCAGAGAUUUGAAUUCUCGCCGCACAUCAGCUGCAUAUUCUCACAGGUACCUUCGUGGGUUCGAAAACUUGGCAACCUAUGCAUUUUGAAGAUUGCAGUGAGGGAACUGAUGAUGAAUUCUGUUGAUAUUCUCAGAGGUUUGCCUGCCCUGACUGCUCUAUCGCUGUAUGUGGAGACACCGCCUGAUGACAAUAUCAUCUUUGAUAAGGCUGGGUUCUCAGUUCUUAAGUACUUCAAGUUUACGUUCAUGCGGGGUAUAGCUUGGGUAAAAUUUGAGGAGGAUUCAACGCGUAAUCUCUGGAAGCUCAAGCUAGUUUUCAAGGCCAUCCCCCCAAUGGACCAUCCCCAGUGGAGAACAUAUGGACAUGGUACAGCAUUAAUCAGCAUCAAUUAUAUGCCAGGCCUUAGAGAGAUCUUCACGAAAUUUGGGGGUGCAGCUGCUGAUCUGGAGUAUGUCUCGAGGAUUGGCGUAGCUAGUAAUCAUCCAAGCAAUCCUAUAAUUGACGUGCAAUUUGUGGAUUCUGGUUCCUAUGUUGAUGAAAGCACCGAGACUGAAAUAACAAGCACACAUGAGAUUUUGGAGGAAAACUAG